Messenger RNA from Neurospora tetraspora, 1721 nucleotides. RefSeq lists its product as uncharacterized. Gene Ontology annotation, molecular function: RNA binding. NCBI's taxonomy places the organism in Eukaryota, Fungi, Ascomycota, Sordariomycetes, Sordariales, Sordariaceae. Gene Ontology annotation, cellular component: nucleolus. The transcript has 2 exons. Gene Ontology annotation, biological process: maturation of LSU-rRNA from tricistronic rRNA transcript (SSU-rRNA, 5.8S rRNA, LSU-rRNA). Bases 163 to 1500 code for a protein of 445 amino acids. The record is from RefSeq and is a predicted model, not a curated record.
AAAAUCACACACUCACCGCCUGCUAGUGCAGCGGCAGAAUCGAACAAGUCCAGAAAUUUUCUUGGCCAAAAGUGCAGGUGGCUCGCAAUCCCCAAGGUCCCCAUUCCAGCAAAAAAAGCAAGUUAGACACCGUACAGUUCUCACUUGCAAUCAUCAUUCAAAAUGGCCCCAGUAACUCGCAGCAGAAGGGAAACCAAGACCACUGAGUCGCCCGCCAACAAGAAGUCCAAGACUUCUACCCCCAAGUCCGACAGCAAGAAGCCCGAGAAGAGAAAGGCCACCGAGGAUGCCACUCCCGUUGCCGCCAAGAAGCAAAAGGCUACCAAGGAUGCCGUAGCUGCCCCUUCGCCCAAGCCCACACCCAAGACCGAGAAGUCGACGCCCAAGACCACCCCCAAGGAAGAGAAGAAGUCGACACAGAAGCCCGUAAAGGAGAACAAGAAGGAGAAGAAGGAGAAGCCUGCACAGAAGGAGAAGAAGACCAAGGAGCCAACACCUGCUGAGCCCGAGGCGCAAGAGAAGGAGGACGACAACGAGGAGGAGGAGGAGCUCGACAACGAGACCCAGGCUCUUGUCAAGAACCUCGACGGCGAUGACGACAACGAGGAGGAUACCGAGGAGGCCAGCAAGCAGAUCAGCACUUUCAAGAAGGGCCAAGAUGUCGGCAAGAUUCCCAAGAAGAAGACCAAGGACGACAAUGACGCCAGCGUUACCAAGGGCAGCGGCAAGCGCGGUGUCAUGUACCUGGGUCGCAUCCCCCACGGUUUCUACGAGCACGAGAUUCGCGCCUACUUCGGCCAGUUCGGCGACAUCACCAGACUCCGCGUUGUUCGCAACAAGAAGACCGGCGCCAGCCGUCACCGCGCUUUCGUCGAGUUCGCCGAGGCCGAGGUUGCCGACAUUGCCGCCCGCACCAUGGACAAGUACCUCCUCUUCGGCCACAUCCUGACCGCCAAGGUCGUCCCUCAAGCGCAGGUGCACAAGGACCUCUUCAAGGGCGCCAACCGUCGCUUCAAGGUUAUCCCGUGGAACCAGAUGGCCGGCAAGCAGCUCGAGAAGGCCCUGCCUGAGUCGAAGUGGCAGGGUAAGAUCACCAAGGAGGAGCAGAGGCGGGCGGCCAGAGCUGCCAAGCUCGCCGAGAUGGACUACGAGUGGGAGGCGCCCCAGCUCAAGGCCGCCGAGGCCAAGGAGCCCGCGCUCCUGACCGCGGCUGAGGAGGAGCCCGUCAAGGCCAUCGAGGCGCCGGCGGCUGCUGAGGAGAAGACGGAGGAGAAGGCUGAGCCCGAGGCCGAGACCAAGGAGGAGGCCAAGGAAGAGGAGAGCAAGGAGGAGGAGGAGCCCAAGUCGACAAGGAAGCGGGCCGCGGUCACUCCUAAGAAGGCUGCUGCCACUCCCAAGAAGGCCGCUGGCACCACCCCCAAGAAGGCGGCUGCCACACCCAAGGCAGAAGCCACCACGCCUGCUAGGGCUACUCGCUCUACCCGGAAGACCAAGGCUUAGGUAGCCAGUACUCCGGCGAGAGCCACGCGGUCGAGCACGCCGGGUAGAGCCACCCGGUCAAUGACAGCCACUCGGGCCAGAAGGGCUUGAAGAGAAGAUUAUGGAUGGUGAUUGAAUGUGUGAGGUCAACCAAAAGGGUGCCCACGCAUACGGACAGGUUCAGGAAAAGCGCUACAUGAUGUUUGUUACCACCCCCCUUCGGGCGGCCAGCUGGUUAACUC